This is a messenger RNA of Neolamprologus brichardi, 612 nucleotides long. NCBI's taxonomy places the organism in Eukaryota, Metazoa, Chordata, Actinopteri, Cichliformes, Cichlidae. The record is from RefSeq and is a predicted model, not a curated record.
AUGGCUGACUGUAAGCUUCUGGGUUUGGUCUUGGCUAUCAUUGGCUUUUUGGGGAGCAUCAUCACCUGUGUGCUCCCAAUGUGGAGAGUGACGCCCUUCAUUCGUUCCAACAUCGUCACAGCACAGACUGACAGAAGCGAGGCUGCCUUGUGGCUGAGUUGUGUGGUCCAGAGUACGAGCCAAAAGCAGUGUAAGGUCUAUGAUUCGAUGUUGACCUUACCUCAAGAUUUGCAGGCUAGCAGAGCACUCAUCAUCAUCACCAUCUUGUUAGGGUUCUUUGGGAUGCUGUUUGGUGUAGUUGGGUACAGCUUCAGUAACUGUAUGAUAGAUCAAAGUCAAAAUAGCAAUGUGACUAUAGCUUCUGGGGUUAUCGUCAUCAUUGCGAGUGUCUUGCUCCUAAUCCCUGUAACUUGGACAGCCCACAUUAUCAAUCAGAAUUCCUACAACCCAACUUUGAUCAGUUCUCAGAGGAGGGAGCUGGGAUCAUCGCUUUACAUCGGCUGGGGCUCUGCAGGACUGCUGUUCCUGGGAGGAGGCCUUCUCUGCAGCUCCCAUCCUCGUAUGAAUGUCAAUGACUGUGAGGUUAGGUACUCCAACAGCCGCCCUGUGUAA